AUGUCUGAUGGCAGCAAACCUGCCGUGCCUGCAUACGCACAGCAACAUCAACAAAAUAGACUACCAUUUGAAUCAAUGGGCAAUGUAUUGCUCGAUGCGAUGCAAGGAACACUUUUUUGUCUUGAUAAUUCUAAUCGUAUCGUUGGUGUAUCGAAAACAGCGAAACGUUAUUUUGGUUUUGAACAAGCCGAACUUUUGGGUAUAUCAAUAUUGCUACUGAUUGAAGAGAGUGAAAAAGAUGCAUUUUCUAAAUUUCUUAAUAGUCCACCACAACCUCAUGAAACCUAUUAUGCUCGUAUGGCGAUAAAUCUUACCAAUGAAUAUCGUCAAGUCAGAAUUCAACGAAAGAAAAAAACGAAUCUAGAGAACGCCGCCAACGUUCAUUCAACGACAAUACGACGUAAUAGUGCAGUUGGAACAAGCCUUAUAAUAACAAUAGAAGAUUCAUCUUAUAUUGAUAUAACUCUUCAUGAUAUACAUAAACAAGAAUUUUAUACUAAAAUGAAUUUAGUUGGUGAAAUCAUUUUUGAAGAUCAUCGAGGUGCUUUAGUAACUGGUUAUUUACCACAUGAAAUACUUUCAAAAUCCAUAUUUGAUUUUGUCUACCAUGAGGAUCGUUUAGUUAAAUUACAUGCACUUUGGAAAUGUGUAACCACUGGUUCAAGUAAAUUACAAUGGCGUUUAAAUGCACGUGAUGGUUCUAUAGUGUUUCUUCAAACCGAGUAUAAAUUAAUAUCUGAUCCACAAACUUCAGAUAUAAUUAUAGCACGAAAUGAAGUUUUAAAUCCAAUGCAAAGAUCACAAUUUGAUGAAUUACAAACAGCUUGGAAACAUCAAUGUGCUGCUGAUAUUAAAGGAAAUAGUUUAUCGUUUAAAUUUCUUUCAUCAUCGGGCAAUGAUUCAUCAUCGGCAUCCAAUGAUCAAUGCCGUAUAUGUGUGCCUUCAUUAGGUAUGUGUUUUACAACAGAUAAACUACAGCCAUUAUAUCUGCCAGGCAAUAUAUUUGGUAUAUCAAAAUUAACACGUCGGCUGACUAUGCAAGAUUAUAUACAAGUAUUGAUGGAUAAUGAUAAACAUAUGGAUGGUGAAUUGGUCACUAUGAUUAAUAAUAUUCAAUCAUCGCCAGCUUGCUAUAGACGUUUAAACGAAAAGACUAAUGAACCACAACAAAAUGGUUUAGACGUAAUCAUGGAUGAAAAAGUUCCAUUGGAUUUGUCACCAUCAGCUUUAGUAGAUAUAACAUUACAAUCUAAAACUGAUUCAGAAUCUAUUGUACGAGGUAUACUUAAUAAUUCAAUGAAAUAUAAUCAUGAAAAAGAGUCCGAUGAUUCAUCUUCAACAGUUGCUCGACUUUUAAAUGGCAAUGGGCAUAGUAUACAAAAUGGAAGUACAAGAUCGUCGACGGUAACAUCGCAAUUUCAAACAGAUCCAUCCAAGUCGAAUUCAACUCCAGCCAGCCAGGAAACGGCACAACAACAAGAUGUUGAUUUCUUAAAAAAAUAUAAAGCAGCCAAAGCUAAAUUAGAAUCUCAAUUAGAAUCAAUUCGAAGGCAAGAAAUAAUUGAUGGUACACAAACAAAUGAGCGAACAAGACGAAACACAAUAUUAAAUAAAUUAGCUCAAUUAGAACACAUCAAAAAUAAACAUUUUGCACGCCGACAUGCAUCGAAACGACCAACAAGUGCAACAGCAACAGCAGUACCUGUUAAUAAUCCAGAACAAAAAGAUUUUCUUAAUAGUUUGUUUUCAUCAUCAUCACCUCAAUCAGUUGGAUUAUUUUCGUUGGAUAAUACGAAUACAAGAAUAUCAUCGAUUCCGUCGCCGUUAUCAUCUUUAUUUGCUUCACCAAAUGAUCCAUUAUCACAUUAUUCAUCUAAUUAUCAAGAUCAACGAAAUUCAUCACAACAGUUCGAUCCCGGACAAACUUCGCCUUAUUUUGAUGUGAAAUCUCAAUUGUUUGAUGAAUUUCUAACAUCACCAUCAUCAACAUAUACACCGGUUAACAAUAACAAUAAUAACUCAUCAACAUCUCUACAUUCACAUAUGAACGCUUCAUAUCAAAGAACAACCAAUGAUUCAACAUCCCCUUCCUUUCCUAACCAUCAAAACACUACAACAUAUCCUUACUAA
Rotaria socialis is the source of this 2130-nucleotide messenger RNA. The record is from the annotation of a GenBank genome assembly. Lineage: Eukaryota; Metazoa; Rotifera; Eurotatoria; Philodinida; Philodinidae.